Messenger RNA from Anisakis simplex (herring worm), 1782 nucleotides. NCBI's taxonomy places the organism in Eukaryota, Metazoa, Nematoda, Chromadorea, Rhabditida, Anisakidae. The record is from the annotation of a GenBank genome assembly.
GCGUCGCCAAACCAAUCAUCGUCCGGUUGUUCAACAAAUGUUGAUAAUACGACGAUAACGACAUCAGGAAGUGGAACAACCUCAGCGGUAUUCCCUCAACACCAACAACAACAGCAAAAACAAUUAAGCGCAAGCGAAAUAAAGGCUGCAAAAAUUCGUGAAGCGUUAGAGAAGAUGCGUGAAGCGGACAUCAAAAAGUUAUACGUGAAGUUCUUUUUGGAUGACGGUACAUCGACGGUGUCGAUAUUGGUUGAUGAACGAUGGAAAGUUGCUGACGUUAUGAAGCAUAUAGCUGAUAAAGCCAAAGUGACACUCACACAACAGCAUGCAAUCGUCGAAGAAUAUCCUGAACUUUUUAUCAAGCGAAUCUAUGAAGACAACGAAUAUUUGGUAGAGAAUAUAAUGAUGUGGACGUUGAAUUCACAAAAUAAAUUGUAUUUCACUCGUCGACCGGAUAAAUACGAUUUCAUGGACCGACCUGAAGAGUAUUUAUUGACUGAACGAAAUAUCGAUGUGAUCAAUAAAGGCCCUCCAUCACCAGACACGAAGCGACGUAUUGUUAAGGAAUUCUUCGAAAACGAUAGCGUACAACCGCCAGAGAUAGAAGGAUGGUUGUUGCUGAAAUCGGACGGUAAAAAGUCGUGGAAGAAGCACUUCUUUGUGUUGCGAUCGUCAGGUCUUUACUACUGCACUAAAGGAAAGAGUCGAAGUUCAAAAGACUUGCAAUGCUUAAUGACACUGCAAACGAAUCAGCAUCCCAAAAUCCAAGUCAAGGCAUCAAAGUAUAUCAAAUACGUUUGCGCAGAAGAUGCAGUGACGUUCCACAAAUGGAUGGUUGCACUGAGAAUUGCUAAAAAUGGUCGUCAGCUGUACGAUAACUACUGGGAUUGGCGAAGGCGUUUAGAAAAUCCAACGGUACAGCCGAUGAAAGUAGAUAUCCCGCAGGUGUCAGCACCCGAAUGUCACCGACUCUCAACAAUUGAACUGCGGAAGAAUCAGAUGUCACGUCAAGAUCCAGUACCACUGCUGAAUUUGAAUCGUGAUUUGAAAAGUCCUGCAUCAAUGAGCUCAAGAAGGUCGACCACAAGUACCAUCAAUAAUGACACGUGUUCAUCCAGUCAUAACAGCAUUGUUUUUGAUCAGAGUGAUGAUAUAAUGACCGGUACAAUAAAACGAGCACCUUGCGACAUUCAACAAAUCCAAACUCGACGCCAAUCCUCUCAAGCUGAGAUGUACACCGGAUCGGGUAGUGGGUCAACGUCCGUCAAUAGCGCUCCGGAUGUGACUGCUGACAGUGAUAGUGACGAAGAGCAAUUCCCACCCCCACCACCUACCGUACUGCCGAACAGUUAUCAUGAUGAAGCAUCCGCUCAUAAAAUACCUUCAUCAGGUGUGUACCAGCCUACGGCAAUAAGCGAUGUGGCAUUAUUGGCCAAUCGAGUGAAUAAUAACAAUAAUAAUAUCGACAAUCACAACCAAAUAAACGCUACAGCUAUGUAUGCAUCCAGCAUAAAACAGUCCCAUGUGCCAAUACCGCCUACGAAACCGAAUUUACCUAAUGCAAAUUUCAAGAAGACCUAUAGUGAGAGUAAAGUGAAUGGUAUGCCCUCAACAGCGCCCGUAAUGAAGAGUGCUGUCACACCGAAGAAAAUGCCUCCCCCUCCACCACCAAAGCGAUCUGAUACAACAAGAUUGCAACACCCUACUGCAACUGCUGACGCCUUACAUAGUGAACUGGAGAUGGUGAUGGCAAGACGGUUGCAACGUAUAGAACAACAUUGA